ACUAUCUGUGUAAUACCUAUUAACAAAGGACAGUAAUUUGUUUUUGGAAAGUAACGUAAAUCCUUACUAGUCCUUACUAAUACAAUAAAUGUGAAAGUGUGUUGGUUUGUUCCCUGCUGGUGUUUUAGUAGCUCAAAAAAAUUAAAAUCGUCGUAAUUUGGUAUACCUAAACGCAUUAUUUUUGGAAAAACAUCGACUACUGCCGGGUGAACCACGUGGAGGUCGACCUGAUAGGGUAUAUUAUUAGUAAUAGGCUUUCUCUUAUAUACGAUCACUUUACCAGAUAUUCUAAUUAUGUUUUACAUAUUACUGAUAAUUGUUUUGUCGUUGGUGCUUUUGCAUCUAUAUAUCAACUAUCAUGAGGACGCCAGGGUGUUCAUGAAGGUACCCGGGAUGAAGGACAGGUUCCUGAUUGGGAACGCAUUGGAAAUGAUUUGUGUGCAUCCAGAUAAAAUCUUUGAAUGGAGAACUUCACUAUCUAAACGGUUCAAUGGAAUAUAUAGAUUUUACACAUACCCGUUCAGAUAUAUAAAUAUUUACAACCCGGAAGAUAUUGAGAUUGUAUUAUCUAGUACUAAAUUUAUAAAGAAAUCUCGUUUGUAUGACAUCAUUAAGCCUUGGUUGGCAGAUGGAUUGCUUCUCAGCAGUGGGGCAAAAUGGCAACAACGCAGAAAGAUCCUGACGUCUGCUUUCCACUUUGAUAUUCUCCGCCAAUUCCAUACUGUCAUAGAGGAGAAUAGCAAACGAUUGACAGAAACUUUGGGAACUUCAGGGGAAAUUGUUAAUAUUGCGCCCAUUGUCACCGAAUAUACGCUUAACACUAUUUGUGAAACAGCAAUGGGUACGAAAUUAUCAGAUGAAACUUCAGCUGCAGCGAUGUCUUAUAAGAAUGCAUUACAUACCCUCGGCAAUCUAUUUAUACAACGUUUCAUCAAGUUGUAUUUGUUAAUCGAGUUUAUAUAUAAUUUAUCGUCAUUGAAGAUUCAGCAACAAAGGACUAUAGAUGUAAUAAAAAAAUUCACAACUGAUAUUAUUGACAAACGCAAAAAAUACUUAGAGCAAAAUGUAUUAACUAGUAAUCCAACAAAACAAGAUGAGGAUGAUGUUUAUAAGGGAAGAAAGAAAUUUGCAUUUCUUGAUUUACUGCUAACUGCAGAAAAUGAUGGAAAAAUUGACAAAAGUGGAGUACAAGAAGAAGUUGAUACGUUCAUGUUUGGGGGUCAUGAUACAACAGCAUCUGGGCUUUCAUUUUUGUUCCUGUUACUAGCAAAUCAUCAAGAUGUACAGGAAAAAGUAUAUAAAGAAAUACAGAGCAUAUUCGGCGAUUCUACAAGAAUAGCUACCACUAGUGAUUUGACUCAAAUGAAAUACUUGGAACUUUGUAUUAAAGAGUCUCUAAGGCUUUAUCCCCCAAUUCACUUUGUAGCAAGAAUUUUGAAUGAUCAGAUAAAAUUAAGCAAUUACACGAUUCCAGCUGAUACAGAGUGUCUAAUUCAUAUAUUUGAUCUGCAUCGUCGUGAAGAUUUGUAUAAAAAUGCUUUGACUUUUGAUCCUGAUCGAUUUUUACCUGAGAACAGUGUUGGUAGACAUCCGUACGCUUACAUACCUUUUAGUGCUGGACCUAGAAACUGUAUAGGUCAAAAGUAUGCAAUGAUGGAAAUGAAAUCAGCAACGUCAGCAGUGAUUCGCCGUUACAAACUUGAAGCAAUAACUAAACCAGAAGAAAUUAGGUUUUCUGGUGAUCUGGUUCUGAGAUCCAUUGAUCCGAUAAAUAUAAAAAUUAUCAAAAGAGAUGCAAAAAAUAUGUAAUAAAUAUGAGAAAAGGGGGACAGUGCACUUUUGGAGGGCAAUACAAAAAAUUAAACUAAGUUUGUGAAUUUUAGAAAUCUACGCAUAAUGCCAUGACAGACCAGAAAGAUCAUGGGUUUGAGUCGAAUAAAAUUUUGAGUAAUUUUGUAUUUAAUAUUUAUAAUUACACAUUAGUAUUUAAUUAUAAUUUAUAUAUACAUAGUGAUUAUAAAUUAUAUUAUAAUAACGUUUCGUUUUAAAUUAUAUUAUAGUAGAUUCAGUUUUCUGGCCGGUUGUAAAAUUAAAAAUAAAAGAAAAGAAUACAAUUAAUAAAGUUAUCUCAUUUAUUUAGGACUGUUUCUCGUUUUUUUUUUCUUUUGCCACUUAUAUUCAAAAUUAGAACGCAGGAUUAUUUUUUUCUGUUCUAAUAACAAACUUCUGCAGUAUUUGACAAAUUAUCUAUGUUGCUAUUUAUAGAAAAAAAAAAAAACGAGCAAAAGGGUUUCCAGCAAACAAGAGAAACGAGCAAGAGAGAUAAGAGCUGAAUUACCAUCAUUGUGCAAAUAUUUGACUCUCCAAACAAACAUUUUAUUCACAUUUAUUUUGUACCGAUGAAGCCUCGUAUAGUAAACAAGGGAGUCUUCUGUACAAAAUUAUGUUAACUGAAAUCAUGUUAUAAUUCUCAAUAUUCUUUAGGUGCUCUUAUUAAGUUUCUAACAGCGCGCUGUCGCAUAUCGAGUUUGAUGGCGUCCUUUUACGAGUUAAUAUGACACGGAACGCGUACAGAAAAGUCACAAUAAAGGGGCGUACAUUGGAUUUAAUAUCAGCUUCCGAAAAAUCGUUUAGUGUGGCCACUAAAAAAGAAAGUUGUUAAUGUAAUUUCAAAUUUUUGUUCCGAAAAAAUGUUGAAUUUAAUUAAGGUAAAUUACUUAUUAAUUAUUGCA
This is a messenger RNA of Galleria mellonella (greater wax moth), 2732 nucleotides long. RefSeq names its product cytochrome P450 4C1-like. Lineage: Eukaryota; Metazoa; Arthropoda; Insecta; Lepidoptera; Pyralidae. Gene Ontology annotation, molecular function: oxidoreductase activity, acting on paired donors, with incorporation or reduction of molecular oxygen; heme binding; iron ion binding. Bases 295 to 1809 code for a protein of 504 amino acids. The transcript has 10 exons. The record is from RefSeq and is a predicted model, not a curated record.